AUGAUGCAAGGACUUCACCAACAACAGCAACAACUCGCUGCUCUCCUCUCCGCUGCUCUUCCUCAAGACUCCUCCACCACCGCCACCACAGCAACAGCCACCCCAGCCUCAACAACAGCGAAAACAACUAACUCGGAAAACAACGACGACGACGACGACUCUGCUCGACUCAGCGCCAUUAACUCACUCCACCGUGCUAUUCUUUACCCUCCUAACUCACUCCUCGUCUCUCACUCUGCUUCUUUUCUCUCUCAAGGAUUGUCUCAACUCCUAACUGACAAAUCAUAUGCCAUUAGGCAAUCCGCGGCUACUGCUUAUGGGGCAUUGUGUGCUGUAGUAUGUGCAAUUCUUAUUGGAUCCAAUGGAAGGCAAAACCAUGUUAUGCUUGGAAGUAUUGUUGACCGGUUCAUUUCGUGGGCUUUGCCGUUGCUUAGCAAUGGCAGUGCGGGUAAUGGGACAACAGAACUUGCAUUGGAAGGGUUGCGUGAGUUUCUUAGUGUUGGAGAUGUUGUCGGUAUUGAGAGAUAUGCUUUGCCGAUCCUCAAAGCUUGUCAAGAACUUUUGGAGGAUGAGAGAACCUCCUUGAGUUUGUUGCAUAGGCUUUUGGGUGUUUUGACUUUGAUUUCGAUUAAGUUUUCUAGGUUUUUUCAGCCUCAUUUUCUGGAUAUCGUGGAUUUGCUUCUUGGUUGGGUGUUGGUACCGGAUCUUGCGGAAUCAGAUAGACGUGUUAUUAUGGAUAGUUUCUUGCAGUUUCAGAAACACUGGGUGGGGAAUUUGCAAUUCUCUCUGGGUUUGUUGUCUAAGUUUUUGGGUGACAUGGAUGCAUUGGUUCAGGAUGGGAGUCGUGGAACACCACCACAAUUUCGCAGGUUGCUUGCAUUGCUUUCUUGUUUUACAACAGUGUUGCAGUCCACUGCUUCUGGGUUGUUGGAAAUGAAUCUACUUGAACAAAUAAGUGAAUCUCUUAUCACAUUGGUUCCUCGGUUGUUGGGAUGCUUAUCCAUGGUUGGAAGGAAAUUUGGGUGGGCAAAAUGGACUGGUGAUUUGUGGAAAUGCUUGACCCUCUUGGCUGAGAUAUUAUGUGAAAAGUUUUCUACCUUUUACCCACUUGCACUUGAUAUCUUAUUCCAAAGCUUGGAUACACAACCUGGGGCUGAGAAGAUCACCUCCUUUCAAGUUCAUGGUGUUUUAAAGACUAAUCUUCAGCUAUUAUCUCUACAAAAACUUGGUCUCUUCCCAUCAACGGCUCAGAAAGUAUUACAAUUUGAUGCGCCCAUAUCUCAGCUGCGAUUGCAUCCAAAUCAUGUGGUGACUGGAAGUUCUGCUGCUACUUAUAUUUUCUUGCUUCAGCAUGGGAAUGAUGAAGUUGUUCAACAGGCAAUUGGUGUGUUAAUCAAAGAGAUGGAGUUGCUGAAGGACAUGCUAAAUGGAACUUUCAAUCUUGGAGGUGAGGAUGACAGUGUUAAAGAUUCUAAAUCCUAUUCCAAACUUGAGUUUUUAGCAUUGAUGAAAUUUGAUUUGAAAGUUCUGUUAACUUGUGUUUCCUUGGGAGGGGGUAGCAGUUUGAUUUGCCAACCAGAAAUUGCUGCAGUAUAUCUGAAGAGGUCAGAUGUGUUGGCUUCUUUUAUUGUUGAGAAAUUGGAUCCCUUUAAUUUACCUAUCCAGGCACAUGUGGAGUUACAGGUCAAUGUUAUCCAAUCAAUGGAGAGGCUAACUGCAGUUGAAUUCUUGAGCAGGUGGUCCAUAAGAAAUCAGAUUAGCCAGACUGCUUCUUUGGAUGGCACUGCUGAUAAAGUGAAUAAUGUUAAUGCUUUCAGGGAUGAGAUUUCUGCUGUGAUUAUUGCGCAUAUAAGGAAGUACUGUGCAUUCCUCAUCAAAGCUCUAAAUGUUUUUGCCCCUCUCGCAGUUAAAUUAGUAGCCCUAGAGUGGAUCCAAAAAUUUGCUAAGAAUGUUAUUGCCAUCUAUGAAAAUUCAGUUGUGAAUGCUUAUUUUGAUGAAGCAUUUGGAUUCAUUGGUGGUAUUGGCAAUAUUAUUUUCUCGGUAUUUGACGCAGCAUUUGACAGUGAACCGAAGGUGAGGGCGCAGGUUGCAUUAGUUCUGGAGGUGCUUUUGCAGGCAAGACUUGUACAUCCCAUUUGCUUUUAUCCCAUGGCUGAAGUGGUUUUGGAAAAGCUUGGUGAUCCACAUGUUGAUAUAAAUAAUUCAUUUGUGAGACUGCUUUCCCAUAUCUUGCCAAUGGCAAUGUUUGCAUGUGGUUUACACGAUCAUGGAACAUCCAUCACUUGUAGGUCCAAUGCAGUUGUGUCAUGUAAUGGUUCUAAUUUGAACUGGAAGCAAGUGUUUGCCCUGAAGCAGCUAAGAAAGCAACUGCACUCACAGCAACUUGUUUCCAUUUUGAGUUACAUUUCUCAAAGAUGGAAGGUGCCUCUUUCUUCUUGGAUCCAGCGGCUUAUUCAUAGCUCUCGCAGUUCAAACGACCUUGUUUUGGGUCAACUUGAGGAAACACAGAAAUUUGUUGCUGAUGGUCUUUCGUUGGACAUAAAACAGGAUGAUGAUGUUCUUGAAAGGAUAUGCUCAGUCAAUAACUUGGCUGGUGCUUGGUGGGCUAUUCAUGAAGCAGCUAGAUAUUGUAUUGCAACACGCCUUCGGACUAAUCUUGGAGGGCCUACUCAAACUUUUGCAGCACUGGAAAGAAUGCUGCUGGACAUUGCACAUGUGCUACAGCUUGAUAUUGAGCAGAAUGAUGGAAACCUAAGUAUAAUAGGCUCAUCCGGUGCUCAUUUGUUACCAAUGAGAUUGUUAUUGGAUUUUGUCGAGGCUCUGAAAAAAACGUAUAUAUCGCAUAUGAAGGGUCAGCCAUUUUACCAUGUGCUUCUCGCCCGAGUUCCUUGUUCUUUCGUGCAAACAAGAAGGUUUGCGAGGAGUGGUUUUCUCGUAUAUGAACUGAAAAGUAUCUUGGCUUCAUCUUUGAAAGACAAAUCCAGAGCACAGGCAUCUGAGAACCUUCAUAGUAUCAAGGAUAGGUUGUUUUCAGACAUUAUGAGGGUUUUACGGCACAUGGCAUUGGCUCUAUGUAAGAGUCAUGAACCUAAGGCUUUGAUUGGUCUACAUCGAUGGGCUUCGGUGACAUUUUCUUCCUUGCUUAUGGAUGAGAAUCAGUCUCUCAAUCAUAAUGGAAUAUCGGGGCCUUUUGCGUGGAUCACUGGCCUGGCAUAUCAGGCAGAAGGCCAAUAUGAGAAGGCUGCUGCACACUUCACUCACUUGCUUCAGAACGAGGAAUCACUGAGCUCUAUGGGUUCUGAUGGUGUGCAGUUUGCUAUUUCACGUAUUAUUGAAAGCUACACUGCUGUAUCUGAUUGGAAGUCCCUAGAAUCCUGGUUAUCAGAGUUGCAAAAACUUCGUUCUAGACAUGCUGGGAAGAGUUAUUCUGGUGCUCUAACUACUGCAGGCAAUGAAAUCAAUGCAAUUCAUGCCUUGGCACGUUUUGAUGAGGGAGAUUUUCAGGCAGCUUGGUCAUACCUGCAUUUGACGCCUAAAAGUAGCGGCGAACUUACACUUGAUCCUAAAGUGGCCUUGCAAAGGAGCGAACAAAUGCUUUUACAGGCAAUGCUGUUUCUCCAUGAGGGUAAGUUCGACAAGGUACAACAAGAAACAUGUAAGGCCAAGUCAAUGCUAGAGGAAAUGUUGUCUGUUUUGCCACUUGAUGGUUUGUCAGAGGCAGCACCAUUUGCUACUCAGUUGCACUGCAUCUUUGUGGUUGAAGGAGGCAACAAGCUUAAGGACAACCAUGCCAAAUCCAAGGAACAUCAAUCAAUAUUAAGUUCAUAUGUCGAGUCGAUUCAGUCUUCGAUAAAUAGAGUUGAUCAGGAUUGUAAUCCAUGGUUAAAACUCCUUAGGGUAUAUCGAACCAAUUUUCCUACUUCCCCAGUCACUCUUAAGCUUUCUAUGAGUUUGUCGAGUUUAGCCCGUAAGCAGGGAAACCUAAUGUUAGCAACCCGUCUAAAUAAUUAUCUCAGAGAUCAUGCAUUGAAUUGCUCUGAGGAGAGAAACUCUGCUUUCCUAUUGUCAAAGUUGCAAUAUGAGGACUUCAUGCUCCUGCAUGCUGAUAACAAGUUCGAAGAUGCUUUUGCAAAUCUUUGGGCAUUCGUGCGUCCUUGCAUGGUUUCUUCUGCAUCUAUGGUUUCCAAUUCUCAUGAUAAUAUUUUGAAGGCUAAGGCUUGCUUGAAACUUUCAGAGUGGUUGAGGCGGGAUUAUCCAGAUCUGAGUUUGGAAAGUAUUGUUCUCAAGAUGCUGACAGAUUUUAAUGGGGAUGAUGUAGCUCCACCUGACAGAGUUGGACCCUUAGUGAAUGUCCAGAAUUUCAGCUCUAAACCUAGUCUGGGUGUGAUCAUUGAGGAAAUUGUGGGCACAGCUACAAAGUUGUCCACACAACUUUGCUCCACGAUGGGCAAGGCAUGGAUUUCUUAUGCUUCUUGGUGUUUCAGUCAGGCUAGAGACUCUCUCUUAAAUCCACGUGAAACUGUUCUUCGCUCGUGCUCUUUCUCUCCUGCACUUUUUCCAGAAGUCCAGCCUGACAGGUUCAAAUUAACUGAAGAUGAGAGGACAAGAGUACAAUCUGUGGUCUUGCAACUUUUUCAGCAUGAGGAUGAUGAUUCUAGUGAUUACAGAGAGGGGAUAUUUUGGCUUGAUUCUGUGCAAAAUUCAAUUAAUAAUAACCCUGUGGUGGAGCAAGUAAUUGAUUUAAUUGAAGCUGCAGCUGGUGCUCACGGUGGAGAAAACUCUAGUGGCGAUUCCCUUUCUGUUACUCUUGCAUCUCAAUUGCGAACUUCUUUCCUAAAUGCAAAUGCUGGCCUGGUAGAAGCCAACAUAUCAGCUGCAGUUGAUUAUUUAGUUAGUGUGUGGUGGUCUUUAAGAAGGAGGCGAGUUUCUCUCUUCAGUCAUGCAGCUCGUGGUUUCAUGCAAUACCUUACAUAUUCAUCUAUAAAGGUUUCUGAUUCUCAGUUGGUUGGCUUUGAGGAUGAGUCUUUAAAACAAAAAACUGGGAGCUAUACUCUGAGGGCUACCUUGUAUUUCCUGCACAUCUUCCUCAAUUUUGGAGUUGAGUUGAGAGAUGCAAUUGAACCAGCUCUUUCAACAAUUCCUUUAUUGCCAUGGCAGGAAGUAACUCCCCAAUUGUUCGCUCGUCUAAGUUCUCAUCCUGAGCAAGUGGUCCGGAAGCAAUUGGAGGGUUUAUUGAUGAUGUUGGCUAAGCUAUCUCCUUGGUCUAUAGUGUAUCCAACUCUGGUUGAUGUGAAUACUAAUGAGGAGAAGCCUUCAGAGGAGCUUCAGCACAUUCUGGGUUGUUUGGCUGUAGCCAUAAAUGUGGUUUAUCUAGGCUGCAGUUAUCGAAUAGAUGGUCACUACUAUGAAGAGCUUGCUGAAAGUUAUAUUGAAGGCAAGCGUCCUUGCCUAUGCUGUAUGGAGAUGCAAGAGAGAGAGCUUUACCCAAAAUUAAUUCAAGAUGUUCAACUCAUGAUAAAUGAGCUUGAAAAUGUAACUGUUCUCUGGGAGGAACUAUGGCUCAGCACACUUCAAGAUCUUCAUGCAGGGCACUUCUAUGUGAUGAGACGCAUAAAUGUCCUGAAAGGGGAAGCUGCUCGAAUUGCUGAGAAUGCCACUCUAAGUCAGAAUGAGAAGAAUAAAAUUAAUGCUGCUAAAUACUCAGCCAUGAUGGCCCCUAUUGUUGUGGCCUUGGAACGCCGCCUUGCUUCUACUUCUCGAAUACCAGAGACACCUCAUGAAUUAUGGUUUCAUCAAGAGUAUAGAGAACGUCUAAAAUCAGCCAUUUUGUCAUUUAAGAGUCCUCCAGCUUCUGCUGCUGCACUAGGAGAAGUAUGGCGGCCAUUUGACGAUAUUGCUGCAUCCUUGGCAUCUUAUCAGAGAAAGUCAUCAAUAAUUCUAGAUGAAGUUGCACCCCAACUGGCUUUGCUGUCAUUUUCUGAUGUCCCAAUGCCUGGUCUUGAGAAGCAAAUCACAAUAUCUGAAUCUGACAGAAGUUUCACUACAAGCCUCCAUGGAAUUGUUACAAUUGCUUCUUUCUGUGAACAAGUGACUAUCUUGUCAACCAAGACAAAACCUAAGAAACUUGCUAUACUUGGUUCAGAUGGUCAAAAGUACACUUAUCUUUUGAAAGGGCGAGAAGACUUGCGCCUUGAUGCCAGGAUCAUGCAGCUUCUGCAGGCUAUAAAUGGUUUUCUACGUUCAUCUUCUGCAGCUCGUAGGCAUCUGCUUGACAUACGCUACUAUUCAGUGACUCCAAUUAGUGGCAGGGCUGGUCUUAUCCAGUGGGUGGACAAUGUGGUGAGCAUAUAUAGUGUCUUUAAGUCUUGGCAAAACCGUGAGCAGCUGGUGCAGCUCACAGCAAUGGCUCCAGCCAAUACAAAAAUUCUGUUCCUCCACCUGUUCCCCGACCAAGUGAUAUGUUCUAUGCGUAAGGUUCUCCUUGAUCUAAUGAAGGAGGUUCCAAGACAGCUGCUUCAUCUAGAACUUUGGUGUGCUAGUGAAGGGUUCAAAGCCUUCAGCUCAAAAUUGAGGAGGUACUCUGGAAGCGUUGCAGCCAUGAGUAUAGUGGGGCACAUUCUGGGUCUUGGGGAUAGACAUUUGGAUAAUAUUCUCAUGGAUUUUUGUAGUGGGGAUAUUGUACACAUUGAUUAUAAUGUUUGCUUUGAUAAAGGGCAAAGACUGAAGGUGCCAGAGAUUGUUCCAUUCCGCCUUACCCAGAUGCUUGAAGCUGCUCUGGGAUUGACUGGAGUAGAAGGUACCUUCAGAGCAAACUGUGAAGCAGUUGUUGGUGUUCUGAGGAAAAAUAAGGAUGUACUCUUGAUGUUGUUAGAGGUUUUUGUGUGGGAUCCCCUUGUAGAAUGGACACGAGGAGAUUUCCUUGAUGAAGCAGCAAUUGGGGGUGAAGAAAGAAAGGGCAUGGAGUUGGCAGUUAGCUUGAGUUUAUUUGCAUCUCGAGUGCAAGAAAUCCGUGUUCCAUUGCAGGAGCAUCAUGAUAUUUUAUUGGCUACCUUACCAGCUGUUGAAUCUGCUCUUGAGAGGUUUGCUAAUGUUCUAAAUCAGUAUGAGCGUGCCUCUGCUCUUUUUUAUCGUGCUGAUCAAGAAAGGUCUAGUCUUAUUUUGCAUGAGACAUCUGCAAAGUCGAUUGUUACUGAAGCAACUUGUAAUUCAGAGAAAACCCGUGCAUCAUUUGAAAUUCAGACUCGAGAAUUCACUCAAGCAAAAGCUGUAAUAUCUGAGAAGGCUCAAGAAGUUGCAACAUGGAUGGAGCAACAUGGAAGGGUCCUGGAUGCUUUGCGGAGCAAUUUACUUCCAGAAAUCGAUUCCUGCAUAAAUCUGAGCAGUAUGGCUGAUGCUUUGUCUCUUACAUCUGCUGUCCUGGUGGCAGGAAUUCCGCUGACCAUCGUUCCUGAGCCCACACAAGCACAAUGCCAGGAUAUGGAUAGGGAAGUUUCUCAGCUCAUAGCCGAGCUGGAUCUUGGACUCUCAUCUGCCCUAACUGGAAUCCAAGCAUAUUCUUCGGCUUUGCAAAGAUUCCUACCUCUGAACUAUGUUACAACUAGUGCAGUACAUGGCUGGGCUCAGGUGUUGCAGCUGUCCUCAAAUUCCCUUUCCUCUGAUUUGCUCUCCCUUGUCCGAAAUCAGGCUGCUGAACUCGUUGCUAAAGUACAUGCAGAUGAUCUUGAGUCUAUUAAACAUAUUCAUGAUGAUCUUUGUCUAAAGGUAGAUAAAUUUGCAACAGAGAUACAUAAAGUUGAAGAAGAGUGUGCUGAGCUAGUGAACUCUAUUGGCUCAGACACUGAAUCAAAAGCUAAGGAUCGUCUUCUGUCUGCUUUUAUGAAGUACAUGCAGUUUGCUGGUUUGGUGAGGAAAGAAGACACUGAUUCUUCUAGCCAACCAGGACAAUUGAAAUACGAUGCAACCAGGGAUGCCAGGUUAUCAGCGGAGCUGGAAGACAAGGAGAAGGUGUUGACUGUUUUAAAUAUAGCAGUAAGUUCUUUGUAUAAUGAAGUAAGGCAUAGGGUACUAGACAUAUUCAGUAAUUCUGCAGGAGGUAGGCAUGCAAAUGAUAGAUUUAGAUCUAUCUUCUGCGAGUUUGAAGAGCAAGUAGAGAAAUGUGUACUUGUAGCUGGAUUUUUUAGUGAAUUACGGCAAUUUAUUGGUGGGGACAUGCCUAGUGUGAAUGAAGAUGUAUACCAUGCAAAAUUUUAUUCUGAAAGAAACUGGGCUUCCAUAUUCAAAACCACUUUACUUUCCUGCAAGAGCUUGGUUGGGAAAAUGACUGAAGGUGCUCUAUUGGAUGUCAUGAGAUCUGCUGUUUCAUUGAAUUCAGAAGUUAUGGAUGCAUUUGGAUUAAUCUCACAAAUCCGAGGAUCCAUCGAUACAGCAUGUGAGCAAUUCUUGGAAGUUGAAUUAGAGAGGGAAUCCUUGGUUGAACUAGAAAAAAACUACUUUGUUAAGGUUGGCCUUAUCACCGAGCAGCAGUUGGCUCUUGAGGAAGCUGCUAUGAAAGGUAGAGAUCAUCUGUCUUGGGAAGAGGCAGAGGAGCUUGCCUCCCAGGAAGAAGCUUGUAGGGCACAGCUGGACCAGCUCCAUCAAACAUGGAACCAGAGGGAGGUGCGAACUUCUUCCCUUGUAAAGAGAGAAACUGAUAUCAAAAGUGCCUUGGUUUCUUCUGAAUGCCAUUUCCAAUCUAUACUUAGUGCUGAAGAGGUAAGGGAACCACAAGUUUUCGGAAGUAAAGAACUUCUGUCCAUACUAAUUAAGCCCUUCUCUGAAUUGGAAUCAGUCGAUAAAGUAUUGUCCUCUGGUUGUUCUGCUGCUUCUCUCUCAAAUGAAUUUUUUAAGUUAGCAGAUUUGAUGAGUUCUGGGUACUCAAUGUCUGAAUACAUCUGGAAGUUCGGUGGCUUAUUGAAGAGCCAUUUAUUUUUCAUUUGGAAAGUUUGCAUUGUGGAUUCUUUUCUUGAUUCAUGUAUGCAUGAUGUUGCUUCAUUUGUGGAUCAAAAUUUAGGAUUCGACCAGCUUUUCAACAUUGUAAAGAGAAAGCUUGAAAUCCAGCUUCACGAACAUGUUGGUUGCUAUCUGAAGGAACGAGUUGCUCCUGCUUUCUUGGCUUGGUUAGAUAAAGAGAAUGAGCAAUUGUCAGAAGCAACAAAGGAACUUUCUCUUGACCUAGUGAAAAAGGAUAUUGGUGCUGUCAGGAAGGUCCAGCUCAUGCUUCAGGAAUACUGCAAUGCACAUGAGACUGCUAGAGCAGCAAGAUCAGCAGCUUCUGCCAUGGAAAGACAGGUAAAUGAACUCAAAGAGGCUCUUCACAAGACUAGCCUAGAGAUUGUCCAACUGGAGUGGAUGUAUGAUGGGUUGGCCCCUUCACACAAUAGCAGAGUCACAUUUCAAAAAUUCCUUCCUAAUGAGGAUAAGUUACAUUCCAUGAUCCUAAACCUCAGCAGACAUAAUCUGCUGGAAGGUUUGCAAUCUUCCAUAACAAAAAUAGCUAGGUCAAUGGACUGCCUGCAAGCUUGUGAGCGAAAUUCUGUUGUGGCAGAAGGGCAGCUUGAGAGAGCUAUGGGAUGGGCUUGUGGUGGCCCAAAUUCCAGUACAACUGGAAAUACUUCAACCAAAACUUCAGGAAUUCCUCUUGAGUUCCAUGACCAUCUGAUUAGGAGGCGGCAAUUGCUGUGGGAAGCUAGAGAAAAGGCAUCAGAUAUUCUGAAAAUUUGCAUGUCAAUUUUGGAGUUUGAAGCUUCAAGAGAUGGGAUUUUUCGGAUACCAGGACAUAUUUAUCCAGCAAGAAGUGGUGGUGAUGGCAGGACAUGGCAGCAAGCUUACUUGAAUGCACUAAUAAAGUUGGAGGUUUCCUACCAUUCUUUUACACGCACCGAACAAGAGUGGAAGCUCGCUCAGAGCAGUAUGGAGGCUGCUUCCAAUGGCUUGUAUUCUGCAACUACUGAACUCUGCAUUGCAUCUCUUAAAGCAAAGUCAGCUUCAGAGGAUUUACAGAACACUGUUCUUGCAAUGAGGGACUGUGCAUAUGAAGCUAGUGUGGCACUAUCUACCUUUAGUCGCAUCUCAAAGGGCCAUACAGCCUUGACUUCUGAAUCUGGUACAAUGCUUGAAGAGGUUCUGGCCAUAACUGAUGAUCUGCAUGACGUUCAUUCACUGGGAAAGGAGGCUGUUGCGCUGCACUGUUAUCUCAUGGAAGAUCUAUCUAAGGCAAAUGCAAUUCUUCUUCCACUUGAAUCUUUAUUGUCAAAGGAUGUGACUGCUAUGACAGAUGCCAUGAACAAGGAAAGAGAGACCAAGUUGGAAAUAUCUCCAAUUCAUGGCCAAGCCAUUUACCAGUCUUACUGCUUGAGAAUUAAAGAGGCUAUUCAGACAUUUAAGCCCUUGGUACCAUCACUUGCAUCAGCUGUGAAGGGACUGCAUUCAAUGCUGACGAGGCUUGCACAAACUGCUAGUCUCCAUGCUGGCAAUCUUCAUAAAGCUCUUGAAGGGUUAGGAGAAAGCCAGGAUGUCAAGUCACAGGGAAUUAGUUUGUCAGGGACAGAUCUUGAUGAUGGUGCUAAUGCAUUUAAUGAGAAGGGAAGAGAGAGCUUCUCUAUGUCCGACAAUGGGAGCACUAAAGGUCUCCCUGGCGAUAAUGGACUCUCCUUGCAAGAUAAAGGAUGGAUAUCUCCACCGGAUAGCGUCUACAGUAGCAGCUCAGAAUCUGCCAUUACCUCAGCUGAAGCAAGUCUUCCAGACAGCUUAAAUGAUCCAGAAGAACUAAUAGGACAGUCCUCUUGUGGAUCUGGAGUUAGUGAGCUAAAUGAACAUCUGAAAUCCUUGGCACCACCAAGCAAUGAAGCCGUAAAUGUGCCCAUUGAUUCCUCACAACCUUUGGAUGAUGAGAGCUCAAAGGGGAAAUUUGAGAGCAAAAAUGAUGAAGUAUCCUCGUUAAACAAAGUUAAGAUUGAAGAUGAAAAUCAAGAAGCUCCUCAUCCUAAUCCGCAGACUGGUAGUCGAGUGGCCAAGGGUAAAAAUGCUUAUGCUAUGUCAGUGCUAAGGAGAGUUGAUAUGAAAAUAGAUGGUCAAGAUAUUGCGAACAACAGAAAAAUUAGUAUUGAAGAGCAAGUAGAUUAUUUGCUUAAACAAGCAAUGAGUGUAGAUAAUCUUUGCAACAUGUAUGAAGGUUGGACGCCGUGGAUUUGA
Dovyalis caffra is the source of this 11229-nucleotide messenger RNA. The record is from the annotation of a GenBank genome assembly. NCBI's taxonomy places the organism in Eukaryota, Viridiplantae, Streptophyta, Magnoliopsida, Malpighiales, Salicaceae.